CGUGCGACGGUGGGGAUCCCGAGCGCGGCAAGAGCGGCAGAACCGAAGGGACACUCUAGCGAGUUGCUGGCUUCGUCGAUAGCCCUAGGAGCUCGUGGAGGCCACAACGCCGAGAGCCUCGCGCACUAUCAGAAAUCCUGGUGCUCUGCAUUGCCGUGGUUCCAUUUGAUUGCUUCUCUCGUGAGAAGCUGCUUCCGAGUCCACCUACACAGCGCGACGAUCGACCUUGAAGCAGCCAUGGCGAUGAGCACACGCUUUGCCGGGCACCUUCUUCGCCGGUGCACUCCUGGCGCCUUGCAGACCUGUCGAGCCUUCUCUGCCGUUGCGCCCCAGGAGUCCCAACAGCCGCAGGAACCUCGCCAUCAAUUUACUCCUUCUUCAGUCGAUCCUGAGAAGGCUGCAGAAACUAAGGACUCUAAGGACUGGAGUGCAGUUCUGGAUCACAGCGUCAAUACCUUAUUUCUGUCGGAGAUGGCCAGAGGCAUGGGUUUGGCACUCAAAUAUUUUUUCGAGAAGAAAGUCACAAUCAAUUAUCCCUUCGAGAAGGGUCCUUUGAGUCCUCGUUUCAGAGGGGAGCAUGCUCUGCGUCGGUAUCCUACCGGUGAAGAACGGUGCAUUGCUUGCAAGCUAUGUGAGGCGGUCUGUCCUGCUCAGGCUAUCACUAUUGAAGCAGAAGAGCGUGAAGAUGGUAGUCGUCGAACCACCAGAUAUGAUAUUGACAUGACUAAAUGCAUCUACUGCGGCUUUUGCCAAGAAGCUUGCCCUGUGGACGCUAUUGUGGAAGGUCCUAACUUUGAGUUCACCACGGAGACUCAUGAGGAAUUGUUGUAUGACAAGGAGAAGCUUCUUGAAAACGGUGACCGCUGGGAAACAGAGAUAGCUGAAAACCUUCGAUCUGAAAGUCUCUACCGCUGAGUGGCAUCCCUGCUGAUGCCUUUGCAGCUCAAUAUACAGCGCUGUCCACAUCUCGGGCGCUUGUGCAGGAAUGUGAAGUAUGAAAAGGUCGAGGGUCUGAGUUUCUGGAAGCUUGGGCCACUGAAUCGUCCCUGUUCCAUACGUAGACGGCUGAAUUUAGAUCUGCUAUCUAAAAUCCCUAUACUGCAGCAUUGAGUAUGUAAUCAGGGUUCCUGAGUUCCAUUCAGCUUCAAUUUGCUUUUUCCCAAGUGGGUUCAGUUCAAGGUCAUGUUAGACCUUUAUACCAGUAGUCAAGUGAAAGUUGAAGCUUAGCCUACAUUUGUUAGGUUGUCAAUCUUAUGGGUAUUGUAAGGAUUAGAACAUGCUUACCUUUUUGGGCAGAGUAUUGUCUGAUUUGAAAUCCACGUGAUUCUGAUCGUUACAGGAUCUCGACUAGAAAUUCUCAUUUUAGUUCCAGGUCUUGCAUUGGUACAUCACGCCCUUAACAAAUAACGUGACUGAUUAUUAAAGAU
Physcomitrium patens is the source of this 1427-nucleotide messenger RNA. RefSeq lists its product as uncharacterized. Gene Ontology annotation, cellular component: respiratory chain complex I; membrane. Gene Ontology annotation, biological process: mitochondrial respiratory chain complex I assembly; mitochondrial electron transport, NADH to ubiquinone. The record is from RefSeq and is a predicted model, not a curated record. Lineage: Eukaryota; Viridiplantae; Streptophyta; Bryopsida; Funariales; Funariaceae. Gene Ontology annotation, molecular function: 4 iron, 4 sulfur cluster binding; NADH dehydrogenase activity.